Molecule: messenger RNA, 2739 nt
Organism: Pipistrellus kuhlii (Kuhl's pipistrelle)
Lineage: Eukaryota; Metazoa; Chordata; Mammalia; Chiroptera; Vespertilionidae
Gene: COQ8A
Product: coenzyme Q8A
Exons: 15
Coding region: 138-2066 (642 amino acids)
Biological process (GO): ubiquinone biosynthetic process
Cellular component (GO): extrinsic component of mitochondrial inner membrane
Molecular function (GO): kinase activity
Source: RefSeq, a predicted model, not a curated record
GGGCUUCCCGGGGCGGUCGGCGCUGGUCUCCGGCGCGCGGGGAGCCGUAAACAGAUCCGGGCGCCAGGUGCCGGCCGAGCUGCUGCGCGGAGGCGGCGCGAAGGUGACCGCGGCCCGCGUCCUCCGGGCCCUGAAGGAUGGCUUCCGUCAUGGGGGAUGCGAUCAUGGUGCUCAAGGGACUGGCCAAGCUGACGGAGGCGGCUGUGGAGACCCACCUGCAGCACUUCGGCCUGGGAGCGGAGUUCAUCAUGGCGGCCCGGGCCCUGCAGUCCACGGCUGCAGAGCAGAUCAGCAUGUUCUUGGGGACGGUGAAGGAGCAGGACAAACACGAAGAAUCUUACAUGUCGGAGAACUUUGACGACCCAGAAUCAGAGUUCCACUUCUCAGGGCCAACAGACUUCUCUGCAGCCGCCUCUCAGGAGUCUUCGUCUGCGCCCCAGGAUCACGCCAGCAGCAGGGGCCCCGCUCCUGCCUAUGCUGACAGUGGACCCUUCAGGGAAGCUGGGCUCCCAGGGCAGACUGCCUCUCCUCUGGGCAGGGGCAGCGGGAGGCUUUUCGUGGAGAGCAGAGCUCCCUUCUCCCCCGCUGGCCUGCAGCGAAGGUUCUUCCACCAGGACCAGUCCCCUGUGGGCGGCCUCACAGCCGAGGACAUCGAGAAGGCCCGGCAGGCCAAGGCGCGCCCCGAGAACAAGCCCCACAAGCAGAUGCUCAGUGAGCGGGCUCGGGAGCGAAAGGUGCCAGUUACAAGGAUUGGGCGGCUGGCCAACUUUGGAGGUCUGGCUGUGGGUCUGGGCUUCGGAGCUCUGGCUGAAGUCGCCAAGAAGACCCUCCGCUCGGAGGACUCCUCAGGGGGGAAGAAGGCCGUGCUGGAUUCCAGCCCCUUCCUGUCCGAGGCCAACGCGGAGCGCAUCGUGAGCACGCUGUGCAAGGUGCGCGGGGCCGCGCUCAAGCUGGGCCAGAUGCUGAGCAUCCAGGACGACGCCUUCAUCAACCCCCACCUGGCCAAGAUCUUCGAGCGCGUGAGGCAGAGCGCGGACUUCAUGCCCCUGAAGCAGAUGACGAAAACUCUCAACAGCGACCUGGGCCCCAACUGGCGGGACAAGCUGGAGUACUUCGAGGAGCGGCCCUUCGCGGCCGCCUCCAUCGGGCAGGUGCACCUGGCCCGGAUGAAGGACGGGCGGGAGGUGGCCAUGAAGAUCCAGUACCCCGGCGUGGCCCAGAGCAUCAACAGCGACGUCAACAACCUCAUGGCCGUGCUGAACAUGAGCAACGUGCUCCCUGAAGGCCUGUUCCCCGAGCACCUGAUCGACGUGCUGAGGCGGGAGCUGGCCCUCGAGUGCGACUACAAGCGAGAGGCCGCCUGCGCCAAGAAGUUCAGGGAGCUGCUGAAGGACCACCCCUUCUUCUACGUGCCCGAGGUGGUGGACGAGCUGUGCAGCCCCCACGUGCUGACCACCGAGCUCGUGUCUGGCUUCCCCCUGGACCAGGCCGAGGGGCUGAGCCAGGAGAUCCGGAACGAGAUCUGCCACAACAUCCUGGUCCUGUGCCUGAGGGAGCUGUUUGAGUUCCACUUCAUGCAGACCGACCCCAACUGGUCCAACUUCUUCUACGACCCCGAGCAGCACAAGGUGGCUCUCCUGGACUUCGGGGCAACUCGGGAGUACGACAAGUCCUUCACCGACCUCUACAUCCAGGUCAUCAGGGCCGCUGCGGACCAGGACCGGGAGGCCGUGCUGAAGAAGUCCAUCGAGAUGAAGUUCCUCACCGGCUACGAGGUCAAGGCCAUGGAGGACGCGCACGUGAACGCCAUCCUCACGCUGGGGAAGGCCUUCGCCUCCCACGAGCCCUUCGACUUCGGCACCCAGAAGACCACGGAGGAGAUCCACAACCUGAUCCCCGUCAUGCUCAAGCACCGGCUCAUCCCGCCCCCCGAGGAGACCUACUCGCUGCACAGGAAGAUGGGCGGCUCCUUCCUCAUCUGCUCCAAGCUCAAGGCCAAGAUCCCCUGCAAGGACAUGUUCGAGGAGGCCUACAGCAACUACUGCAAGCAGCGGGACGCGCAGUAGCUGGGCACGGAGCCGGCCGGCGGGCGGGCGGCGCCCCUUCAGACUCCUCUGCCGAGGGAGGUGCGGGCUCUGCCCGGUGCUGCCGGGGCCCACGGCCAGCGCUUACAUGGUUUUUACUGCUAAGAGGGUCCGGAGUGAGGUGUGCACGAAUGAGAAUGGAACCCCCCUGCUGUUUAUUCAUCCUCUGAAAUCCUCUAGAUGAAGGCCGUUUUAUUUCCUUCUAGGAAAACGGGGGUUUUACCUAAUGUUAACCCAGAAGGCGAGAAUCCCUGCCACCCAGGAAAUAGAGAACGCUUUUUGACUGUUAGUGAACAUGAAUUAAAGGUGUGUGCGCGUUUUCUGCCCUUUGCCUCCAGCACCCAGAGUCGGCCGGGAGCAGUGCCCACAGGUCCUCGGUGCCGAGUGAGGCCUGCGCUCUGCCGGCUGCGGGAGCUGGAAGCGUCUGGAGAAGCGCUGCCUCCCAGGGCGGCCGGGGCAGCCGGGAGAACGUGACAGCUCUGUCGUGUGGCACGUGUAGACGGUGUGUGCGGGGGCCUCCUUCCCCCGGGCCCAGGGCCCUUGUGGAGUGAUUGAAUGUCACAUGGUUAGACCGGGGUCCUCGCAGGCUCUAAUUUUUGUAAAAUUCUUGUAAUUGUCUGAUUUACUUGUUUCAAUAAAAAGCAAAACAGCCCAA